AUGGGUAUUACACCAGCACGCAAAGCCGUCGCGUUUCUCGUUAAAAAAGGACAAGACAUCAAAAUAUAUAACAGCUAUGGCAAGCAAGUAGUGGACUUCUGGGCCUUCAACCCGAGCGAUCCUCACGACUUUCUCUCCAUGGUGCACACGCGAACCGUUCUCUUGAAAGUGUCACUGUCCAAAGGUGACAAAUUGUAUAGCACGAGGAGGAAACCGAUGUUGACUUUGACGGAAGAUACUACGAAAGGGGUGCACGAUAUUAUAUGGUCGGCUUGCGAUGCGGAGAGAUAUCGCAUGCAAGGACACGAUAGCUAUCAUGGUAAUUGUACUGAUAAUAUGCGUAAGCUUUGUUUCCCAAACCGAGUUCCAUGGCGUUGCGCCCUGAGAGAUAGCUUUCCCGAUUUCCAUAUUGCGGACGACUGGGUUCCAGACCCACUGAAUCUCUUUAUGAAUGUUGCGAUUGAUCACCGUGGGCAAUUAGAUAUCAGAGUCCCCACCAGCGAGAAGGGUCAAUUUGUCGUGCUCAAAGCUGAAACGGAUCUGAUCAUCGUCACGAGUUCUUGUCCACAGGAUAUGGCUCCCGUCAAUGGGGGGCAACCCACCGAUUGCGAGUAUGGGAUCAGUGGCCAGCAGGAGGCAUCUGCGGAUAUCAUGACUCAAAUCCUCCAAACCAUCUCCUCCAGCCACCGUCGUCGUCGCCGAGUCAAGGUCGCUCUCACCUUUGAUUUCGACGCAGUCUCGCAUUGGCUUGGAACCGGUUGCCAUCCCGACAACAACAUGGCUGAUUACAGCUCCGGCAUCUUCGCCGGCCAAGUCGGCGCAGUGCGUCUGCUCACCCUGCUAAAGAAGCACGGUAUUGCCGAUAAAGUCACCUGGUCCCUUCCCGGCCAUACAAUCGAGACAUUCCCAGAGACAGCCCGCGCGGUCGUUGACUCGGGCGCCGAAGUCGGCCUGCACGGAUCUACUCGCACGAAGGCAUCUAACAGAUGA
Messenger RNA from Lachnellula hyalina, 990 nucleotides. RefSeq lists its product as uncharacterized. The transcript is spliced from 2 exons. The coding region runs from base 1 to 990 and encodes 329 amino acids. Gene Ontology annotation, biological process: carbohydrate metabolic process. The record is from RefSeq and is a predicted model, not a curated record. NCBI's taxonomy places the organism in Eukaryota, Fungi, Ascomycota, Leotiomycetes, Helotiales, Lachnaceae.